AUGACAGGAGAGGAUGGCAAUGGAAACCUAACGGCAGAAGCCAUGAUAGCUUUUAUGAAUAUCGCCUUUCUGGUUUCCCUGUUCCUGCUAAACUCAGAUCGCAUUCAGAAAGCUAUUGAGGUAUGCAGCGAAUGUUUGAUUUUGCUAAAUAACAUCGAUCAAGACAGCAGAGGCCGAUUUAAUUCACAACUGCUUCUACUUUACAGUGCCAUCUGUAACGUUCUUUUUAGCGCAUAUCGUCGUAUCUCUGACUACAUAAAUGCAGAAAGAUACGGCAGAAAACUGCUUGUCUUAUACAGCGAGUCUGGUGACUUAGUAAAAGAAGGAGAUGUAAGCAUAGCUCUAGCAGAGAUUGUUGAGAGUCAAAACAGGUUUACAGAGGCCAAACAACUUUACGAAAAAGCAAUUAAUAUAAAGAGACAAACCGGUGAGAAAAUUGGAGAAGCAAGUGCCUGCGAAACACUGGGAAUUAUGUUUUAUAAACUUGGCGAAAACCUAAAGGCAACGGAGUAUGUUGAGAGAGCCCUUGCCAUAAAAAACGAAAUUGGGGACAGGAGAGGAGAAGCAUCCUGUUACUGUACCCUAGGAGCGUUGGUUCGGUUUCACGGGGAAUGUGACAAGGCUAAAAAGUAUCUCCAAAAAGCGCUUGUCAUCAGAGCUGAGAUUGGCGACAGAGAAGGAGAAGCAUUUGACUACGGACACCUAGGUAACCUGUUUUCGUCUCUCGGGCAAUACGGAAAGGCUAAAGAAUAUCUCCAAAAAGCACUUUUCAUCACAACUGAAAUUGGUGACGUAGACGGAGAAGCAUCAUGUUAUGGACACCUAAGUACUGUGUUCGAGUCUUUAGGGCAGUACGACAAGGCUAAAGAGUAUCUCCAAAAAGCACUUGUCAUCAGAACUGAGAUUGGCGACAGAAAAGGAGAAGCAGCUGUCUACGGAAGCCUAGGUAACUUGUUUGUAUCUCUUGGGCAAUACGGAAAGGCUAAAGAACAUCUCCAAAAAGCACUUAUCAUCAGCACUGAGAUUGGUGAUAGAAAAGGAGAGGCAGCUGACUACGGAAGCCUAGGCUCUGUGUUUGGGUCGCUCGGGCAAUACGACAAGGCUGAAGAGUGUUUCCAAAAAGCACUUAUCAUCAGCACUGAGAUUGGUGAUAGAAAAGGAGAGGCAGCUGACUACGGAAGCCUAGGCUCUGUGUUUGGAUCGCUCGGGCAAUACGACAAGGCUGAAGAGUGUCUCCAAAAAGCGCUUAUCAUCACAGCUGAGAUUGGUGAUAAAAAAGGAGAAGCAAUAUGCUAUGGAAACCAAGGGAUGUUGCUUCAAUCGCUCGGGCAAAACGAAAAGGCUAAAGAAUAUCUUCAUAAAGCGCUUGUCAUCAGAACUGAGAUUGGCGACAGAGAAGGAGAGGCUGCUGACUACGGAAACCUGGGUACUGUGUUUGACUCACUCGGGCAAUACGGAAAGGCUAAAGAAUAUUUCCAAAAAGCGCUUGUCAUCCAAACUGAAAUUGGCGACAGGAAAGGUGAAGCAGCUACCUACAGAAACCUAGGUAAUGUGUUUGGGUCUCUCGGACAACACGACAAGGCUAAAGAGUAUCUCCAAAAAGCCCUUGUCAUCAGAACUGAGAUUGGUGACAGAGAAGGAGAAGCAUCAUGUCAUGGAAACCUAAGUACUGUGUUCAAGUCUUUAGGGCAGUACAAGAAGGCUAAAGAGCAUCUCCAGAAAGCCCUUGUCAUCAGAGCUGAGAUUGGUGAUAGAAAAGGAGAAGCAUUAUGUUAUGGACACCUAAUUACUGUGUUUGAGUCUUUAGGGCAAUACGACAAGGCUGAAGAGUAUCUCCAAAAAGCACUUGGUAUCAGAACUGAGAUUGGCGACAGAGAAGGAGAGGCUGCUGACUACGGAAACUUAAGCAAUGAGUUUUGGUCGCUCGGACAAUACGACAAGGCUAUAGAGUAUCUCCAAAAAGCACUUCUCAUCACAACUGAAAUUGGUGACGUAAAAGGAGAAGCAUCAUGUUAUGGAAGGCUAGGUACUAUGUUUGAGUCUCUAGGGCAGUACGACAAGGCUGAAGAGUAUCUCCAAAAAGCGCUUAUCAUCAGAACUGAGAUUGGCGACAGAAAUGGAGAAGCAUCAUGUUAUGAAAACCUAGGUAUGGUGUUUCAGUCGCUCGGGCAAUGCGAUAAGGCUAAAGAUUAUCUCCAAAAAGCGCUUGUCAUCAGAACUGAGAUUGGCGACAGAAAAGGAGAAGCAUCAUGUCAUGGAAACCUAGGUACUGUGUUUAAGUCUUUAGGGCAGUACAACAAGGCUAAAGAGCAUCUCCAGAAAGCCCUUGCCAUCAGAACUGAGAUUGGUGAUAGAAAAGGAGAAGCAGCUGACUACGUAAAGCUAGGUGGUAUGUUUGACUCACUCUGGCAAUACGAAAAGGCCAAAGAAUAUUUCCAAAAGGCGCUUGUCAUCAUAACUGAAAUUGGCGACAGAAAAGGAGAAGCAGCUAUCUACGAAAACCUUAGUAAUGUGUUUGGGUCUCUGGCACAAUACGACAAGGCUAAAGAGUAUCUCCAAAAAGCUCUUGACAUAAACACUGAAAUUGGCGACAGAAAAGGAGAAGCAGCUAUCUACGAAAACUUUAGUAAUGUGUUUGGGUCUCUGGCACAAUACGACAAGGCUAAAGAGUAUCUCCAAAAAGCGCUUGACAUAAACACUGAAAUUGGCGACAGAAAAGGAGAAUCAUCAUGUUUUAGAAAACUGGGUACUGUUUUUGAGUUUUUCGGGAAAUACAACAAGGCUAAAGAGUAUGUCCAAAGGGCGCUUGUUAUCAACACUGAAAUUGGCGACAGAGGAGGAGAAGCAUCAUGUUAUGGAAGCUUGGGUAUUGUGUUUGCGUCGCUCGGGCAAUACAACAAGGCUAAAGAGUAUUUCCAAAAAUCGCUUGUCAUCAGAACUGACACAGAACUGACAGGCGACAGAGAAGGAAAGGCUGCUGACUACGGAAACCUAGGAGCUGUGUUUCAGUCGCUCGGGCAGUACGACAAAGCGAAAGAGUAUCUCCAAAAAUCGCUUGUCAUUAGAACUGAGAUUAGCGACAGAGAAGGAAAGGCUGCUGUGUACGGAAACCUAGGAGCUGUGUUUGAGUCGCUCGGGCAAUGCGACAAGGCUAAAGAGUAUCUCCAAAAAGCACUAGACAUCAGAAUUGAUAUUGGCGACAGGAGAGGAGAAGCAUUAUGUUAUGCAAACCUAGGUACUGUGUUUGGGUCUCUUGGGCAGUACGAGAAGGCUAAAGAGUAUCUUCAAAAAGCGCUUGGCAUCUUAACUGAAAUUGGCUACAGAAAAGGAGAGGCAUAUACCUACGCGAUCCUAGGUUCUGUGUUUAAGUGUCUGGGGCAGUACGAAAAGGCUAAAGAGUAUCUCCAAAAAGCGCUUGACAUCAAAACCGAAAUUGGUGACAGAAAAGGAGAAUCAUUAUGCUUUAUAAUACUGGGUGCUGUGUUUGAAUUUCUCGGGCAGUACGACGAGGCUAGAGAGUAUACGCAAAAAGCGCUUCUCAUCACAAAUGAGAUUGGCGACAGAAAUGGAGAAGCAUCAUGUUAUAUAAACCUAGGUAAUGUGUUGCGGAUGCUCGGACAGUACGACGAGGCUAAAGAGUAUCUCCAAAAAGCGCUUGUCAUAACAACUGAAAUUGGCGACAGAAAUGGAGAAGCAUCAUGUUAUGGAAACCUAGGUACUGUGUUUGAGUUGCUCGGACAAUACGAUAAGGCUAACGAGUAUCUUCAAAAAUCUCUCGUUAUGAGAACUGAAACUGGCCACAGAGCUGAAGAAGCAUCAUGUUAUGGAAACAUAAGUAAUGUGUUUGCGGCUCUUGGGCAGUGCGACAAGGCCAAAGAUUAUCUACAAAAAGCACUAGCUAUCAGAACCGAAAUUGGUCAUAAGGCAGGGGAAGCAGCAGUUCUUGCAAAAUUUGGAGUUGUGUGUAGAACUGUUGGAGAUUAUGAGGCUUCGGAAGUAUGCUUGGAGAAAGCUUUAUUUAUAUCCAGAGAUAUUGGAGAUAGAAGAAAAGAGUUCCAAAUCCUUCUAGACUACGCCAUUUUGUAUUUAUUACAAAUUAAAAUCAAAGACGCCCUGUCAUGUCUUCAUCUGUGCAUUGAAAAGUAUGAGGAGCUGAGACAUUUCUUGGGCGCCAAUGAUCACUUUAAAACAUCAUUUCUGGAGCACUCAGGAAUAUUUCCCUACAAGCUGCUUAGUAGUUGGCUUUGUGUUACCGGAAAUGCUCGUGAUGCUCUUUAUGUUGAGGAGUUGGGUCGAGCCAGAGGCCUAUCUGACUUGAUGGCAGAGAAGUACUCUGUUAAAACGCAUAUCUCUGCUAAUCCGCAAUCUUGGUUUGGCAUUGAAAACAUUUUUAGAAAGGAAAUUAACUGUACUUGUCUGUACAUUUCUUAUUGUCAAAAUCAUCUGGAUUUAUGGAUUUUGAAAACAAGUGGAGUCCUUCACUAUAAAAGAAUAUCAGUAGAAGAGACUCUAGUUCAGGCUGGGUUGCCCGAAGAUUUGCCUUUGAGUAAAUAUUUGACUAAUAAUUUCCGGAGUCUUGGUAUUUUGCCCAUGGAAGAUUGCGAAGAUCGGUCUUUAAAUAUGAUUAAAUCUCAACCUCUCUCCCCCGAACAAAAGAGCUCAGCAAGAUUACGACUCGUGGUGGAGGACGAGGAAGUCAUUUCAAGUCUAUCUUUGUGUUACAUACUGUUUAUUGCCCCCGUUUAUGAUUUGCUUGAUGAGUCUGAAGUCAUUAUUGUUCCUGACAGCAGUUUGUACAAAGUUCCCUUUACAGCCCUGAGUGAAAAGGAGGGAGCCGAAUACCUGUCAGAGACUCAUAAGAUCCGUAUCAUUCCUUCUUUGACGACACUCAAGAUCAUUCAAGAUAGUCCAGAGGACUAUCACAGCAACACUGAUGCCUUGAUAAUAGGCAAUCCCAGGGUUGAUUGGCUGCCGCCAUUGCCAGGUGCAAGAAAGGAAGCGGAGAUGGUCGGAAGACUGGUGGGUGUUCCGCCCCUGGUAGAAGAGAGAGCGACGAAGCAGGCGGUACUUGAGCGGAUAAGUUUAGUGAGCCUGAUACAUUUUGCUGCCCAUGGUGACGCCGAAAGGGGAGAAAUUGCCCUCUGCCCCAACAUCCCUAUUCCCAACAGUCAAAAUGCUAUCCCACCACAGGAAGCUUACAUGUUGACGAUGGCUGAUGUCUCACGAGUGAAAGUCAGAGCUAAACUAGUGGUACUUAGCUGCUGUCACAGUGGAAGUGGAGAGGUAAGAGCUGAGGGAGUUAUAGGAAUUGCCCGUGCUUUCUUAGGAUCCGGUGCUCGCUCGGUGUUGGUUGCGCUGUGGGCCAUUCCGGACUUAGCAACAGAGCAGCUAAUGAGUAGGUUUUACGAACAUCUUGUUGAAGGAGAAAGUGCCAGUGAAUCCCUUCAUCGGGCCAUGAGGUGGAUGAGAAAAAACCGCUAUACCAAAGUGUCUGAUUGGGCUUCGUUUACGCUGAUUGGAGAUGAUGUGAGGCUCGAGUUUGAAAAGCAGAGGUAAGACUCGGUAAGAAUAGGUGUUUUAUAAAUUAAAGUUAAGUUAGAUGUGAAGGUGCUAUGACUUACUAGUCGCUGACUGUCAACGGGAAUCCUUUAUCACCUUGAAUAUCAAGGCUAGUUUUAUACCUUUUUUUUUGUUUUGUUUCUUUCAAAGAGUAACAAUUUAUUCUCCCAAUUAGGUGUAAAAUCUCGAAAGCGCCUCUCUGCCAAUCAGAUACAAGCAUACAUUUGCUGACGUAUUGCGUCUCGUAUAACUGUAUUUGCUUUAUUUAAGAAAUUUUAAUUAAGUUAUUUACAAUUGGUUUUUUUUUACGUUUGUUACAGGAAAGAAGGCGAGAAUAUCUCGAAGGAAACAGACCUUAAAGACUUUUAG
Messenger RNA from Pocillopora meandrina, 5928 nucleotides. Lineage: Eukaryota; Metazoa; Cnidaria; Anthozoa; Scleractinia; Pocilloporidae. The record is from the annotation of a GenBank genome assembly.